AAGCAACCAUCUUUUCUCUUCGCCCGCUGAUCACAACAAGCAACAUACCUCCAGCCCAACCGCAUCAUGCUACGAUAAAUCUCAGCCCGAACGUGUCCUCUAUGCACGAACUGUGCUCUUAACAAUGUCCCCUCGCGCAGCCCUAGCUGCUUGCAAGAUCUCGCCAAAGUCCUCCAUCUACACCCUCUGCAAACCAUGCCUCACCCGUACCUUUUCUGCCUCACGCACAUUAGCAGAUGCUGAAGAUGACGAGCUCCGUCCUGCAACCAACUUGGAUAAGAGACCACCUGGUCCCUCCGCACAACGGCAAGCCAUGUUCAACUGGCUUGAAGGACCUGGUUCAGCUUUUCGCUACCCUCUACCAGGCUCCACAAACUACUUGUCGGCCUACAAUCAAGCUGGCCAGCUGGUAAGAGCGGCCCAAUCCGGGAAUGUAUCCGUGAAACAAGAAAACUCCGAGGGAACGGUUGACACCGACGAUGCAAGAGCUCUGGAAGCUGCCGCCACCACCCCGUCGAUCCCACCAGAGAGAAGAGAAGACCUCCGGCCUUUUCCCAAUAACAAAGCGUUCUACUCAGAAAGCAUCUUGUCAGAAGACCUGAGGCUUGAAAUAUGGAGACGCGUCCAAGUUGAAGGUCAAUCUAUUCGGCAAACGUCAGCAGAAUUUCAGGUGGAAAUGCGGAGAGUGGCCGCCGUGGUGAGGCUGGUCGAGAUCGAGAGAAGAAUGAAGGCAGAGGGCAAAUCUCUCGCUAUACCCUACGCCCGCGCCAUACAUUCUAUGGUUCCCACUACGAACCUGGAUCCAAUCAGCAGGCAGCCCGACUCUGCCCAUGAGUCUAUCAACGACCUCGAACAACAUCCUCUGACCUUUCCUCAACUUUUCUACCCGACCUCCGAGUCUCGCGCAUUCAAUCGAACCGAUGCCGGCCGAGUCUUCAGUGGGGCACCACGCCUUCCUGACCACGACGACUAUGCUCCCGUGGAGCCUUGGCAAGACGAUACACCCGAGCUGAUCGGGAAAAGAGGCCAUGAGAAAUAUGUACUCAAACCAGCCGAUAGCAGAAUUCCUCACCCACAUUUGAUCGCUGCGGAAAAAGACCGCUUCAUGGGUGAGACUCCAGCGCAACAAGUCCGAAAGUACAAUCAACGGCUACAGGAGGAUGCCGAGAAGAGGAAAAAGCUACAGGCUAAAAGAGAGGCUGCUGAAGAGGGCACAAAGACGAGGAUUGAAGCUGGCCGUUGGCAGUUUGUUGUCACCGAUGUUCAAACUUCAAGACAGGGCACUGGGAUCAACGGUCGCGGCACCGGAAGUCCUGGACACCGGUACGGUGUGCCUAGCGAGGAGAGGAAGCGAGGCAGAGUCAAGAUCCCCACCAAGGUCGAUGUAUGAGCGAGUGAUCAGAGUGUCUGGCAUUGCGGUUCAACAUGUGCGCAUCAAAUACCCUUGUGGAAUGAAUGCAUCCACAUGUUAGCGAUCCCGUUACUUGUGUCAGGCUUUGCUCCUGAUCUUGUUCAAGAUCAUGUCAUUUGUCUCCAUUCUGUGGAGCAGUGUAUAAUAACUCAUCAUAAUGGCCAUGCAUGAUCGUCCAGGUGUCGAUACAUGAGUCGCCCUGGUUCAAGACUUUCUCGAUUAAGUCCAGGUGUUUAUUACCCCAUAUAUUCAUUCAGUCAUAGCCAUGAAAAGGAAGAACCUAGAUGUCGUGCAAGAUUUUCUCUCCCGCUCUUCCUGAAGCUGCC
Exophiala mesophila is the source of this 1737-nucleotide messenger RNA. RefSeq lists its product as uncharacterized. Gene Ontology annotation, molecular function: structural constituent of ribosome. The coding region runs from base 125 to 1390 and encodes 421 amino acids. Gene Ontology annotation, biological process: mitochondrial translation. The transcript has 2 exons. Gene Ontology annotation, cellular component: mitochondrial small ribosomal subunit. Lineage: Eukaryota; Fungi; Ascomycota; Eurotiomycetes; Chaetothyriales; Herpotrichiellaceae. The record is from RefSeq and is a predicted model, not a curated record.